Amorphotheca resinae ATCC 22711 is the source of this 1822-nucleotide messenger RNA. RefSeq lists its product as hypothetical. Gene Ontology annotation, molecular function: protein binding. The transcript has 3 exons. The record is from RefSeq and is a predicted model, not a curated record. NCBI's taxonomy places the organism in Eukaryota, Fungi, Ascomycota, Leotiomycetes, Helotiales, Amorphothecaceae. The coding region runs from base 80 to 1639 and encodes 519 amino acids. Gene Ontology annotation, biological process: ribosomal large subunit assembly. Gene Ontology annotation, cellular component: nucleolus.
CAUAGUUAUCCGGGGAUAUUUGGGUUUUGAUCCCCAUUUUCCAACCAAUUAAACUAAUCUUCUUGGAUUCGUAUUAACUAUGGCGACCGUUGUUCCACCGCCGAGCAAGAGGCAACGAACCGAAGCCGCCAACAGAGCCAGAGAGCAGCAAGACAUUGAGGAAAUCCCCAGCGAUGCGGGGAGCUUGCGAUUACAGUUCUUCGAUGAAACUACCGGUCUUCCAAUAGGCGAUGGGCCUGUACUGGUUCCAGUAGCUGAUGCAAACCCUAAGAAUCUGGAGCUCCUCCUGAACACUCUACAAGGACAUGAUCCAUCCGAACAUAUCCCUUAUCGAUUCACACUCCCUGUCUCCGACAAGAAGAAUCCCGAACCUGUCACAACCGCCUUUCCUACCAACAUAUGGAAGACUCUGAUAUCGCCUGGUCUGAUAAGCACAGAAGAGGUACAGAACAUUUCGGCUGCACCGCAGGCAGUAUUCCGGGUACGAGCAGUGUCAAGAUGUGCUUCUACGAUACCCGGUCAUGGCGAAGCGAUAUUAGCAACGCAAUUCUCCCCAAGAAGUUCAUCGAGGAUGGUCAGUGGUAGCGGAGACAAUACGGCACGCAUUUGGGACUGCGAUACUGGAACUCCAGUGCACACAUUGAAGGGUCAUACCAGCUGGGUCUUAGCAGUGAGUUGGUCACCGGAUGACUCAAGGAUCGCAACUGGGAGCAUGGACAAUACGGUUCGCAUGUGGGACCCAAAGACCGGCAAGCAAUUAGGGAAUCCCAUGAAAGGGCACACGAAAUGGGUGACGAGUCUUGCGUGGGAGCCGUACCACGCACAGAAGCCGGGUGAACCACGGUUAGCUUCUGCCUCGAAGGAUGGCACAGUGAGGAUAUGGUCAACCAACCAACAGACUAUCGAGAUGGUGCUGAGUGGGCAUAAGGGCUCGGUAUCAUGCGUGAGAUGGGGCGGUACUGGCUUUAUCUAUACGGGCUCGCACGACAAGACCGUGAAGGUCUGGAAUGCGAAGGAUGGAACCCUGGCACACUCUCUCAAUGCGCAUGCGCAUUGGGUCAACCACCUGGCGCUCUCCACCGAUUUCGUGACUCGGACAGCGUACCACGACCACACGGGGCAGAUCCCAGAUUCCGAGGAAGCCAAGGUCGCGAAGGCGAAGGAGCGGUUCUUAAAAGCCGCGACGAUCCAGGGAGAAGUCAUCGAGAGGCUUGUCUCAGCAAGCGACGAUUUCACCAUGUAUCUGUGGGAGCCUGCAAAAGGGACCAAGCCAGUAGCGCGAAUGCUCGGCCACCAAAAGCAAGUCAACCAUGUGACGUUCUCGCCGGAUGGCUUACUGAUAGCGUCCUCUGGAUUCGACAACCAUACGAAAAUCUGGAACGCGCGAGACGGGAAAUUCAUCAACACGUUGCGAGGACACGUGGCACCUGUCUACCAGUGUGCCUUCAGUCCCGAUUCGCGGUUGUUGGUGACUGGGAGCAAGGACACGACGUUGAAGGUGUGGGAUAUGCGGACGCAUAAACUCUCUGUUGAUCUGCCAGGGCAUAAGGAUGAGGUGUAUGCUGUGGACUGGAGUCCGGAUGGGCAGAAGGUGGGAAGUGGUGGGAAGGACAAGGCAGUACGUAUCUGGAGACAUUAGAUGACCACAAAAUAAGAGACUUGAUUGAAAGAAAGCAAGCUUGAUGUUUACCGCUUUUUUUUUCCCCGCGCUGUUAUGGAGGAACUUCAGUGAAGAGUCAUGACUAGGAGCGGCCCAUAUAUCAAACUGGUAUGCAGUACCUCUAGGUCAGGUGGUGAACCAUUUUAAGGGAUUGUGGGAGAC